Molecule: messenger RNA, 1877 nt
Organism: Culex quinquefasciatus (southern house mosquito)
Lineage: Eukaryota; Metazoa; Arthropoda; Insecta; Diptera; Culicidae
Exons: 4
Coding region: 394-1287 (297 amino acids)
Source: RefSeq, a predicted model, not a curated record
UCGUGAAGAGAUCUUUCUUUCUCCCGCAGAGUACAAGAAGAAGAAAAAAGCCCAGUGAUCUGUACCAUCAGCCGCAGUUGAACGCAAAAAAGGAACAAGCUCUCAACGUUUCCGCGUGUUUUACUGCAAAAAGUGCAUAAAAACCAGCAGCUGUGCAGCAAAUCCAGUCUUGGAGGCAGUGAGCCAGUGUCAUCUCGUCGUUGGUUGGAAGCCAGCAGCACCAGCAGCUCUUUGGAUCAGUCAGCUAUUAGUGGGGUUGGUGAACAGUGCAACUGGAAAUUUGCGGUUUGAGCAGCAGAUUUUCAAGUGACUAACUACCGGUAAUCUUACGCGCGCUGAGCAUCACUUGCUAUAGGAAGGAAAAACCAACAACUCGAAUCACCACGCUUGAAAAUGAAAGUAGCGGUUGCAGCAGUUUUUCUGAUUUGCAUUAGUGCAAUUGACGCGCGGUCCAAGGCGGAAAAGCGAAAGGACUACGAGUUUGACUAUGACAGCGCGUCGGCCGGGGCAAAUUACGGCCCGUCGUACUCGCCCAAGUCGGGCUACAGUGCCGGAAGUGGGCUCCGUUCGAUUGCGCAAGGAUCGGCGGACCAGGCCGGGUCGGCCGUAGCAAACCAACACGCGGCUGCCAAACAGGCCGCUUACGUAGCCCAGAACACGCUGGCUCAGGCGGCUGCCCAAGCCGCGGCCACCGCGCAGGCCGCCCUCCACGGAAAACAAGUUUUGCUGCAAGGUCUGGAGCAGCAGAGCUUGGAGGCGCAUCAGGCGCUGGACGCCGAAAUUCAGCAACUGCAGCAGGCCAAGCGCGCUGCCAAGGCGGCUCAGCACUCGGCCCAGCAGGCACUCAACCAUGUGCAAGUGCUCACGGCAGCCCUGAACAACGCACAGGUUGCGUCCGAGCACGCCCAGCAGUCUGCCAGCGAAGCGGCCGCUGAACUCGCCUCGCAAACCCAGAUGGUGGGUGCGGCCAAGGCACGAGUAGAGUCCAUCGAAGAGCAGCUGAACGCGGCCCGAGUUGAUUUCGAAGCCACGCAGGAGGCUGCCCACAAGGCUUCCGCCUCGGCCCAGGAAGCGCAGAACAACGCCGCCGAGGCCGCUGCCCACGCCGCCCUGACCCACCGAGUUGGCGUGGUCGACCACCAGUCGAUCCAGGCCAAGUCCUACAAGGCCCAGAGCUUACAGGCGCAGGCAGAUGACAUCAACAGUGCCGAGUACGAAGGACCUGCCAACCACAAAUACAACGACUUCAAGCCGUCCCAGCAGUCCUAUAACUAUCCCGGUUAUUAAGUUUAGCUUCAAGCCCAAAAGCACCCCACCCCGAUCCAAAACAACAGUUUAGCAACCUCUCUAUGUUUUAAUAGAAGCGAGAAAAAAAAACAAGUAAUAUUCCUUAUAUUGUAAGGAAAACCUGCGUACCAACGCGAUCGACAUCGCUAUAUUACGCGGUGAAUUAGAGAAGAUGAAAAAGAAAAACAGGAAACAACGCGAAACGGUCGAACCGGAAAAGGCCUUUGAAUGUCGAAAGUUUACCAAACAGCAUGUUCCCCAAGUACCUAACGAUAUUUCUUGUCGUCAGUUUAUUAUAAACAUUCGUUGUUGUUAUUCAUUGACCCCCAAUAAUGUUAUUUGUGGCAGUUUUGAAGAGAUUGUUAUCUUAUAAUGAAACAGAUGUAGAGUUACCACUUGUAUAUUUAUUUGUUUUAAUAUUUGGCACGCACAUUCGAUCUAGUGAAAUUCGCGCAAGUCUAGUUUCUAGUUCGAUAGUAGAUAAUUAUUUAUUUCUAAAUUGACAUCGUUUCAGGAUAAAUUAAAUCAAAUCAUAUUGUUAUGUAAAGUGCUUAAUGCUUGCAAAUUGAAUAAAAUAUACAAUGAAACCC